Molecule: messenger RNA, 3435 nt
Organism: Glarea lozoyensis ATCC 20868
Lineage: Eukaryota; Fungi; Ascomycota; Leotiomycetes; Helotiales; Helotiaceae
Product: Ypt/Rab-GAP of gyp1p
Exons: 1
Coding region: 1-3435 (1144 amino acids)
Source: RefSeq, a predicted model, not a curated record
AUGGCAUUUGUUUCUCACAACUCCCAACCCUAUCCCCACCCACAAGACAAGUACAACCCUUUCGCGUCCACAAACCAUUCGAAAGUUGGCCAAAGAGCCUUUACAGAAGCAUCAUUUGUUUCAUGCCAUUCGGAUGCCUUUUCCUCAUCGGUGCGGAGGUUAUCAGAGGAUUGGAAUUUAGAUCAUUGGGAAACGACAGAUACAUGUUUCCUGGCAAUGGAACUUGAUGUUGGUUCUCCCUCACUCCAGAGGUCGAGCUCCCACCACUCCACCGCUUCCGCGAAAAGUUCACGAUCGCAGACCAUACGUGUACGGCCCAGGAAAUAUGCUUCGUACAUAUCCAGCUCUGCGUCAUCCAUUUCAGACAAGUCCCUAACUUCAUUCCCCUCAUUCUCGCCAGAAUCCCCAAGGGAUGAUCGACCACCAGGUUUUUCAUUACAAUCUACCGGCGAUAUUACCAGUACCCCACGAAAAGCCUCCGAAUCUGCACCAUCUAUUGUCGACAGUCUGACGGCGUCCAGCGUAGAGCGAACGGCUCUGUUUGACGAUGCGCCUCUCACCACAAGACAUGUACCUGGUGCAAUUCAUCUCGCCAACGAUGAACAUAUCGAGAGGUUGAUUGCGAGGAAAGGCGCAGUGGCACUUGUCCGGCAGAUAGCUGAGGAUCUGGCUCAGCGCGAUGCUCAAAUAGCGGCAAUACGACGAAAGGCAGAGAACCGAGAGCGUGCUCUAAGGAAAAUAAUAGUGGAAUGUGGUCUGUCGAAUUUGGAUCUUGAGACUCGAUUAAGAGCUGUGGAAGCGGAAAAGCGAGUUGCCAGUCAUGGAAGUCUUGAUUCUUUGGUACCUGAGGAAGGGAGAUUGGAGGACUUGAUGAGUGACGCUAUGAAUCAGCAGGUUGCGGUCGGAGAGCGAGCUGUUCCAGACAGCGAUGCAACAAUCCGGGCAAGAGAUUCUCUGAAAGCACUUGAGGAGAAACCUCUGAAUACUCAGAGGGGUUGGAAGGAUUUCAUAUGGGGAGGGACGAGCAGGAAGGGCAGCCGAUCAAGUAGCGUUGUAGGCGAUGGUAUUAAUGGCACGGCUCCGUCAAAUACAGGAAACGUCGCAACGAACGGACGCCGUACGGUUUUACAGAAUGGUCUCUUCGAAGCUCCGGAAUCAUUACGCAGCCCGAGCCGCUCUUCUAGCAUCAAUGCCAGCACUGUCACUCGCGACCGAAAACCUUCUUCCGGGUUAGCGACUUUGGCGUUAAAACUUGUCGCAGGGAGUGCUACCCUUUCUAGAAAUCAAGAAGAGUCUGAUGGGCGAGGCAGAGCAAACAGUACUGGAGUGUCAGGUUCUAUGAGGGCGCCAUCUUCAGCCAGUACCAGGACGACUAUGUCAGCAAGAGCUGCGGUUAAACAGCCAUCUAAAGCAAUUCCAACUGGCCGGCGGUCGCUGGCAGGAUCUAAUCAAAAUGGUGCCCCUAGGGUUAAUCAAGAUAGAUGGGACACGAUGGGCGCAAGCCCUCAAAGCACAUUGUCAGGCGUGGAGAAUUAUGGCCCUGUAGAAAUGGAUCAAAUCCUACCUCCUGAAGCACAACCGCCUACACUUACUCAAACUCAUAGAAAUCCUUACAACCAGGAAUUCUUGACUGAUCGUUUCGGCUUUAUCUACGAUCAGCGCCGGAAAAAACGACAAAAGGAAGCAGCUGAAAAGGUGCGAAAUGGGAAAAGAGGCAGUCGUGUGGAAAUGUUGAAUAGCGCAAGAAGUGGAAUAUCAGCAGGGAUUGCUGAUGACGACCUUAACGGAUCUGAUGAAAGGCCUGAUACCCCUACAUCUAUAGACGAGGGAGUCGAAGAUGGCAAACCUGCAAAACGUUGGCAAGACUAUCUAAAGAUUGCCACGUUUCCUACCGAGUUGCUCUCGCAUACUCCAUUACGUUCGCAGCCUGUUUUUGAGGUAAUGGAAGGUAAUGAGGGCCCAAAAUCACCAGGUAUAGUUACCGAUGAGCGUGGUUUCCUACCUUCAGCAAGCACGGCAGCUGCAACUCCAACAACAGCCGUUAUUAGUGAAAAUGCGACAAUUUCCAAACCGGAUACAUCCACCGUGGUUGAGGCAGAACUCAAUGCCGACGACGUCGAACCUGUCAAGCUACUUUUGCAACAACUCGAUGAAGUGCAUGAUUCCCUGCAGCGGGACAAGACGAUAAAGUGGAAUGAUUUCUUGCGGAAGGUCAGAGCAGAGCGCAAGAGGGAUGGUGAAGCAGCCGCAGCAGCUUUUGCAGCUACCACGGACAAAAGCUCCCGUUCAGUAGCUGUGAUGCCAGAAGCCUCCCUCAUGGAUGGGGAAGUCGUUGGAGUAGCUGGCUUGGGAAACAAAGGAAAAGUUGGACGUGCAAAAUGGAACGAGUUUAAAUCACUUGUGUUAGGUGGAAUUCCAGUCGCAUAUCGUGCUAAGAUCUGGGCUGAGUGCUCUGGAGCUGCAGCGAUGCGAGUUCCGGGUUAUUACGACGACCUCGUCGCUCGUCAAGAAGCUGACGAUGAUCCCGCAAUCGUCGCUCAAAUUCAGAUGGAUAUCAAUCGAACCCUCACGGACAAUAUCUUCUUUCGAAAAGGACAAGGGGUCACGAAGCUCAAUGAGGUUCUAGUUGCUUAUUCUAGACGGAACGCUGAAGUAGGGUAUUGCCAGGGCAUGAAUUUGAUCACGGCUUGUUUACUCCUCAUCAUGCCGACGGCUGAAGAUGCUUUCUGGGUGCUCACAAGCAUCAUUGAAAAUACUCUACCACAGGGAUAUUAUGACCAUAGCCUCUUAGCGUCCAGAGCAGAUCAGCAGGUGCUCCGCCAAUAUGUUACAGAGAUUCUUCCGAAACUCUCCGCUCAUCUCGAUGAUCUGAGUAUUGAGCUUGAAGCUUUGACAUUUCAAUGGUUUUUGAGUGUCUUUACCGAUUGUCUGUCUGCGGAAGCCCUGUUCAGGGUCUGGGAUGUUGUGUUCUGCACGAACGAUGGCAGCACAUUUCUAUUCCAAGUGGCUCUCGCAUUGCUCAAGCUUAACGAACAGCAACUACUUCAAUGCUCUUCGCCGGCGAGCAUCUACACAUAUAUCAACCAUCAGAUGACGAAUCAUGCUAUCAGUAUAGAUGGUCUCAUCCAUGCAUCUGAGGGAUUGCGGAAGGUCGUCAAAAGAGAGGAAGUGGAAAGCAGAAGAGCCAAGGCAAUCGAAGCAGAGAAAGAUUUGAUCCGUCAACGAGAAGCUCGGAAUGCCAUUCGAAAAGCCGAACGCCGUGCAAAAGCCAACGGAUCUCCGUCUAGGACGGUCAAAGUCAACUCCAGGAGGAGUAGCCCAUCUCGAAAUGAAACCAAGAAGACUCAGCUUGAAUUAGGGACUGAUGACUUUGGGGAAUUGACAGUGAGAACGCCGAUGCCAAUAGAAGAAGAGACCGCAUUACAGUUAGGGUAG